Messenger RNA from Clupea harengus (Atlantic herring), 3475 nucleotides. Its product is annotated as protein NLRC3-like. The record is from RefSeq and is a predicted model, not a curated record. The annotation marks the transcript as partial. Gene Ontology annotation, molecular function: protein binding. The transcript is spliced from 9 exons. NCBI's taxonomy places the organism in Eukaryota, Metazoa, Chordata, Actinopteri, Clupeiformes, Clupeidae.
GCGCUAUAUAAGAUUGAAUUGAUUGAUUGAUUGACUGACCACAAUGCCAAAGUCUCUCACUGGUACUUGGCACUUCAGCCCUACCGCUUCUCUGUGAGAACUCUUUACAAACUGGCGUAUGACUGUUUCAACCAGGUAACAACCUGAACACCAUGUCUGCUUGACCUGUUUUAACCAGGUAACAACCUGAACACCAUGUCUGCUUGACCUGUUUUAACCAGGUAACAACCUGAACACCAUGUCUGCUUGACCUGUUUUAACCAGGUAACAACCUGAACACCAUGUCUGCUUGACCUGUUUUAACCAGGUAACAACCUGAACACCAUGUCUGCUUGACCUGUUUUAACCAGGUAACAACCUGAACACCAUGUCUGCUUGACCUGUUUUAACCAGGUAACAACCUGAACACCAUGUCUGCUUGACCUGUUUCAACCAGGUAACAACCUGAACACCAUGUCUGCUUGACCUCCCUUUCUGCUCCUCUAAAUGUCAUCUCCCCAUCAGUAUUUUAAAAGCCAUUGUCAGAAUGUUUAGCGAGUGCAGGCGCCAAUCGUGUGUCAGUGUCAGUAUAAAUGUGUUAUUACAUCGGUAGUGCAGGUUGCACUCAAGGCAAGGAAUCAAUCAGGAAAAUGGGGGAGGUGCUAUUGAACAGUGCUUUUUUAUUAUUGAAAUCAUUAAUUUCUAAGAUCAAAAAGAAGAAAAUAAAGGUACGUUCUUAUCAGCCGUAGUUUCUGCUGGGAGUUAGGGAAGCGUACCCCUAUAGCAUGGGACUUUUAUGCAGGUAUGGUCACAGAUACCUUUUAACAAAUAGCUACUGUUUUUGUUUGUGUUUUCAAAUACAUUAAUGUGUUGAUUCCUCAUUUCUACUGAAGGCGGUUGUGUGUCCCUGAAGAGAAGCUGAGCAAUGGAAACACCAGGAGACGCUCCAGAGGGACAGAGACACGUCCGUCGGAAGAGACCUCCAUCACCUGUGCCCACUUGUGUGUCCAUGAAGAGUGACCGGUCAAAAGAGCACGGCAUCAACUUCCAAAAUGAAGAUGUUCCAGAUGCAUCAAGGCAAGUCCAUGAAACAGACUCAAGUCAAGGACACGUCCGUCGGAAGAGACCUCCAUCACCUGUGCCUACUUGUGUGUCCAUGAAGAGUGACCGGUCAAAAGAGCACGGCAUCAACUUCCAAAAUGAAGAUGUUCCAGAUGCAUCAAGAGGCCAAAUGGAGGAAUGUAACCCAGAUGCUGUCAGUGACCAGUUCACCCAGAGUCAACAUGGGGAUCUGAAGCACAUAUUCCAGGUGUUAGAGGAGAAGAUCAUCACCUUGGUGAAGAAUGAGCUUAAGAGAUUCAAGAGGAUGCUGAGUCCAGAUUACCAAGAGAACUUUGAGAGUAAAGAGGAGGAUGAGAGUGAAGCCAGAGAAGGGGCUCUGAAGAUGGCACUGCACUUCCUUAAGAAUAUGAAGCUGAAAGAUCUCGCUGACAAACUGCAAGAAAAUGAGCUGGACAUAGUUUGUCAAACUGAGCUGAAAAGAAAUCUCAAGAACAAGUACAAGAGUCUUUGUGAAGGAAUACGUAAGCAAGGAAGCUCUGCUCUUCUAGAAAAGAUCUACACAGAGGUCUACAUCACAGAGGGAGGAAGUGGAAAAGUAAAUGAAGAGCAUGAAGUCAGACAGAUUGAGUCAAGAUCCAAGAGACCAGCUGGACAGGAGACAUCAAUCAGAUGCAGUGACAUCUUUAAACCCUUACCUGGCCAAGACAAACCAAUCAGAAGUGUUGUCACAAAAGGAGUUGCUGGCAUUGGUAAAACUGUCUCAGUUCAGAAGUUCAUCCUUGACUGGGCAGAGGGAAAAGAAAACCAGGAUAUCCACUUCAUAUUUCCACUGCUUUUUCGAGAGCUGAACCUCAUGAGAGAAAAACAGCUCUCUUUGAUGGAUCUCCUCCACCACUUCUUCACAGAAAUAAAGCAGUUAACCUCUCUCAGCCAAGGGAAGUACAAAGCGUUGUUCAUCUGCGAUGGUCUGGAUGAAUGUCGACUCCAACUAGACUUUCAGAAAAAUCAAAGUUUGACUGAUGUGACAGAGGUCACCUCAUUGGAUGUACUCCUGACAAAUGUCAUCAAGGGUAAUCUGCUCCAUUCUGCUUUACUUUGGAUUACCUCUCGACCAGCCGCAGCCAAUCAAAUCCCGCCUGAUUGUGUUGACCGGGUCACAGAGGUACAAGGGUUCAAUGACCCACAGAAGGAGGAGUACUUCAGGAAGAGGAUCAGUGAUCAGAAUCUUGCCAGCGAAGUCAUCUCGCACAUCAAAUUAUCAAGGAGCCUCCACAUUAUGUGCCACAUACCAGUGUUCUGCUGGAUUGCUGCUACUGUUCUUGGGGUAAUUCUUGGCUCUUCAGGAGGUGGACAGAUUCCAAAGACUUUGACAGAGAUGUAUACCUAUUUCCUUAUUUUUCAAACCAAACAGAGCAACCUAAAGUUUGAAAAUGUGCAGAACCUUGAUCCACAGUGGAACCAAGAAGUUAUCCUUGGUCUUGGACAGUUGGCAUAUGAACAGUUAGAGAAGGGUAAUCUGAUUUUCUAUGAAGAAGACCUAAAAGAGUCUGGAAUUGAUGUCAGAGAGGCAGCAGUGUGCUCUGGCAUCUGCUCCCAGAUCUUUCGAGAAGAAUCAGGGCUUUAUAAAGAUAAGGUGUUCUGCUUUGUGCAUUUAAGUGUCCAGGAGUAUCUUGCAGCCUUGUAUGUGUUUUUGGUGAUGGCAGUUAAAGGGAAAGACACCAACGUCAUGAAGUGGCAGGGGAGUUUGUCUCCUUCAAUGAAGAAAUCCAUGAUCAUCUUACAGAAGAGUGCUGUGGACAAAGCUUUGAAGCAUGAAGAUGGACGCUUUGACCUAUUCCUCCGUUUCCUUCUUGGCCUCUCUCUGGAGUCUAACCAGACUCUCCUGCAUGGCCUACUACAGAGAGGACGAAAUCAGAUGGGCAAUGAAGAAACAAUCAGUUACAUUAAGGAAAAGAUCAGGGAGGUUCCUUCAUCAGAAAGGGUGAUCAACCUCUUCCACUGUCUGAAUGAACUCAAUGAUCACUCCUUAGUGGAAGAGGUUCAAAGGCUGCUGAUUGCUGGGACACUUUCUGGAGCUGAACUUUCACCUGCCCAGUGGUCAGCUCUAGUGUUUGUGCUGCUGACAUCAGAACAGAAGCUGGAUGUGUUUGACUUGAAGAAGUACAUCAGGUCUGAUGAAGGUCUCCUAAGGCUGCAGCCAGUACUGGAUAAAUCUCAAAAGGCUCAGCUCAAUAGCUGUGGGCUCACUGAAAGGAGCUGUACAGCACUGGCAUGUAUCCUCAGCAAACCAUCUUCAAAACUGAAAAAUGUGGAUCUCAGUGACAACAGUAUUGGAGAUAUUGGGGUCCAAAAACUCUGUAGUGGACUGGAGAACCCAAACUGUGAACUGGAGACACUCAACGUGUCAAACUGCAGUAUUACAGAGGGAGGCUUC